Molecule: messenger RNA, 651 nt
Organism: Salvia hispanica
Lineage: Eukaryota; Viridiplantae; Streptophyta; Magnoliopsida; Lamiales; Lamiaceae
Product: akuammiline synthase 2-like
Source: RefSeq, a predicted model, not a curated record
AUGGCUCAAAUUAUGUCCAACUUCUACCCGCUAGCAGGGAGGUUCAAUAAGGAGAAACAUCAAGUGGAUUGCAACGACCAAGGCGUUCUGUUUGUGACUGUGACUGCUCAAGUCGACGUGGAUCUCUCUAUCAUCCUGAGGAGCCACGUGGAUCCCCCGCAGCUGAACCAGCUCCUCCCAGUAGAUGGGCCUACCGAUCCAGUUGUCACCGUCCAAAUCAGCAUUUUUCAAUGCGAGGGUUUGGCCGUUGCUUUAUGCGCAUCCCACAGGAUCAUGGAUGGCGCCUCCUUCUUCUUAUUCCUGGCGGCCUGGGCCAAGGCCGCACAGACCACCGGAAAACUACUAAUUGAACCCUAUUUCGACAACCGCCGCUCCAACUUCCCCGUCGAGAAUCUUGCGCCCGGGACCCACCAACCUCACGAAAACAUCGUCGUGGACCGCUACGUCUUCGACAGCAAAGCCAUACAGAAACUCCGCCAGCAGGUGACAUCCGAGCGAGCGGUGUUGAGGGUGGUGGCAGUCUCCACAUUCCUCGCGCAGGCGCUCCUCGUGCCGUGGGGAGCCCCGAGCCGCCAUCAUCUGGCAGCUCAUCAAUAUUCGGGAAAGAACUGUCCCGUGGCUUCCAAAGCACGCUUUUGGCACGUGGAUUAA